Molecule: messenger RNA, 2930 nt
Organism: Branchiostoma belcheri (Belcher's lancelet)
Lineage: Eukaryota; Metazoa; Chordata; Leptocardii; Amphioxiformes; Branchiostomatidae
Product: patched domain-containing protein 3-like
Exons: 3
Coding region: 1-2832 (943 amino acids)
Cellular component (GO): membrane
Source: RefSeq, a predicted model, not a curated record
AUGAUAGCUAAAUGGAUCGACGCUGCCUCGGGACGGGUGUUCUACAACUUGGGUAAGGUAGUCGCCAGGUGGCCGGCUCCUUUCGUCCUCCUGCCGCUGGUCGCGUCGGGACUUCUCGGUUACUUCGGGCUGAGCAGGAUCGUCAUCAACGACGCUUACAUCUUCGUCCCGGACGACGGGCAGGCGCUACCGGACGGCGAGGCGCUGGGAGAGGCCGGCUUCUCUCCUUCAGGCGACGCGGUGGCGGAGCUCAUCGUCCAGGCGAAAGACGGCGGCGACGUCCUCUUCAGAGACGGCGUGGUGGAAGAGGUUUUACGGCUCCAUGGUGAGCUGACAACCACGAACACAACGUCAAGAGACACGUUCUCUUCUCUCUGUUUCCGCGACCCGGCUACUACAGAAUGUGUUCUGAGUGGAGUUCUGCAGCUCAUGUUAACAACCCGCUCAGGCUCUGCUCUUCGAGCGACAACAAACUUGACCUACCCCUACCACAACCCCAACAGAGUAGCCUUCAAUCUCGGCAGGUAUUUUGGACGUGAACUUGGUGGAGUAGAAAUCAGUGAGGUCAACAACAGAACCGUUUUGUCUAGCAAAGCUCUUCAUCUAGUCUACAACGUGCAGAAAAAUCUAGGCCAAUGGAUUGACACAUUUCGUCGGAUUUGCUCGGAAUUUCAGUCGGAAAUUAUCACCGUAAACUACAUCACUGUAACUUCGGUGGACGACGAAGUUUCGACUAUACCGGCGAGAGUGGCUGUGUACAUAGGAGUGGCGGUAGGACUGUUGAUUCUGUUCGCUGUCGUGUCGUGUAUGAUGUUGGACUGGGUCCUGACCAAACCGUGGUUGGCUGUGGUCGGCGUGUUGUCGGCGGUCCUCGCGAUCGUGUCCUCUACUGGAUCGGUGCUUCUGGCGGGAGAGACAUUCUCUUCGCUAACUACAGCCAUACCUUUUCUUCUCUUAGGAAUCGGAGUGGACGACAUGUUCGUCAUGAUCGCCGCCUGGCGGAAGUGUGACGUAAGACUUCCGGUGCAGGAGCGGAUGGGCCACACCAUGUCAGACGCGGGGGUGUCCAUCACCAUCACGUCCAUCACGGACUGCCUCGCCUUCGCCGCCGGCAUUAUGAACGUCUUUCCCUCCGUCCGGCUCUUCUGUAUCUACGCUGCCGUGGGCGUCGCCUUUGAUUUCCUUUAUCAGAUCACAUUCUUCGCUGCCUUCAUGUCCCUGACUGGACGCCGAGAGCGGGCCAAUCGUCACUGCCUCACCUGCUGCCCCGUCCUGCCCAAAUCACAGGCACAGCACAAAAGCGCCGCCUACCGACUCUGCUGUGCAUCAGGCGUGUCAAAGCAGGAAGGCGCGUUUGACAACCCCUCUUCUGAAAAGUUCAACAAGGAUCCGUUGUUAAACAGGUUAUUGUACAAUAACCUCGUUCCUCUCAUUUUGAAACCCUCAACAAAAGUGGUAGUAUUUCUCUUGUACGUUGCUUACCUGGGAGUAGCGAUUUGGGGCUGCCUACAAGUCGGUAUGGGCCUCCAUUACCAAAACGUUGUAACGGACGACUCGCAUGUAGGGGGAUAUUACGACGCAGAGGAGGCAUAUUUUCAAAAAUACGGCCGCAAAGUUGACAUCUUCAUAACCGAACCCCAGGAGUAUUGGACAGUAGACGUGCAACAGGCUCUCCUGGAUAAACUAAAAUCUUUCGACCAGAGCCAGUAUUUCUACGACACAUCGGAGACCGCAGAGGUCUGGUUGCGAGACUAUCUCCGUUUUCUGAACCAGACUGGCAACUCUCGUGCCGCCACAGACAAAACGCCAUUUUUGCAAAUUCUGAUUGGCCAGUUUCUGCCGACUGUUGGGCGCCAGUAUUACGGGUCCGUGAUACUUGCGGCCAACAACACUGGUAUAACCGUGUCCCGGUUCUUUGUUAUACCGAAGGAUGUCACUACAAGCGAGCGGGGGAGGCAGAUGAUGACAGAAGCUCGCAGUAUCGCUGAGCGUGACCCUCUUAGGAUGAGGGCCUAUAGUUUUGACUUCUUCCUCUCCGACCAGGUAGUCACGAUUCUCCCAAGCACGCUACAGACGAUAGGCGUUGCCGUAGCGAUCAUGUUCGUGGUGUGCUUCCUGUUGAUACCGCACUGUGGCGCUACUUUCCUCAUCACCUUUGCGCUGCUGUCCAUCAACGCGGGCCUUGUGGGGUUCAUGGCGUUAUGGGGGAUAAACCUGGACAUUGUGUCUGUCUUAUCCAUCCUCAUGUGCAUCGGCUUCUCUGUAGAUUUCUUCGCACACAUAACCUACGCCUACGUUUCUUCAGAGUAUACAAUACCGGAAGAAAAACUCACAGAAGCUAUGCGUGCCGUCGGCAUGCCGAUUGUACAAUCCUCUCUCUCUACUAUCCUAGCACUGGCGGUUCUAGCGUUUUUUCCGGCAUAUAUUUUAAAAGCAUUUUUCAAGACCAUCUUUCUGGUCAUGGUCUUCGGUGCGUUUCACGGACUGGUCAUCCUACCCAUUCUGCUGACCAGCCUGCGGCCAUGUGGUCAAGGAAAAGUUCAAGACGAGACGAGAACUCUUCAAGGAAGUAGUAAGAUUACCCCGGUGUCGAACGGAGACUUGCCCAGACCCUUCUACCCUAGUCCUCACUUGGUACGUCCGUAUACGUCGGAGAGUACACCGGUACACGAGAUUGGCGUUUUGAAACCAACGACGUCUUUACCCAAUAUACGUGCUAACGUCGGACAAGAUAACCCGUAUCUUACACCGGAGAUGCGCAGAUGGAUCAAAUGGGUGGGAAGACGACAGACGGGUGUGGAUAACCCGGUUAUGGCGUCAGAUAACCCAUAGAUAUAAGACUGAACUAACGAUUCAAGUUUUCUAUUGCUGUAAAUUUUAAGACAAAAGUUGUGACUGAUUUGAUAUACUUAAAGUUAUCGUUCAAAUAA